AUGAAGGGCACUCGUAGUGGACGAGGCCGUGGACGUGGGAGUAGGCAACCUUCUGAUAGAGGCACUGCGGAAACCUUGACUGGACCAAACCCUGAACCUUGGAUAGAUCCAAAUGUCCAGUUAGCUGCCGCUAUGCAGCAAAUGACCGACUUGCUAGCCCAUGUGGUGCAACAACAGGGCCACAACCCUAACCCACCUGUCGGAAAUCCCGAAAACCCUAGGAAUCACGUAGAAAGUGAGGAUCGAGCUCUUGAAAGGUUCCAAAAGUUCUCCCCACUAAAGUUUCUUGGAGAGUCCAAUCCCGAUGUGGCUGAAAGAUGGUUGGAAAAGAUGGUGGACAUCUUUGCAGCCUUACAUUACUCCGAAGAGAGGCAGGUUACUUUUACGGUCUUCCAAUUAGAAGGGACCGCUCGCUCUUGGUGGAAUGUUAUUCGAAUCAAGUGGGAGAGAGAGCAAACACCCAGAACGUGGGUGAACUUUAUAAGAGAAUUUAACGCCAAGUACUUUCCGCCCUUGAUCCAAGAAAAGAAGAAGGACGAGUUCAUCCGACUUAACCAGGGCACCCAAUCCGUGGCUGAAUACGAAAGCCAGUUUACCCGAUUAGCCAAGUUCGCCCCUGAACUUAUUAUGACUGAACAAAGAAGGGUACGAUGUUUCAUUCAGGGGCUAAAUGUGGAAAUCCAAAAGGAUUUAGCCGUGACCCAGAUUAACACUUUUAGUGAUGUGGUGGGUAAGGCUUUGCGAGCCGAGAACGCAAGGUUUCAAGUUUGGAAUUUUCAAGUGAGGAAACGUGGGUUUUCCAGAGGUAGUUCUACGCAGGGGGAUAAGAGUACCCCUCCCAAAUUUGGCCGUGGAGCUGGAGGAGGACGAGUUUCAGGUACGGCAAGAGGGACUCCGCCAAGAGGUGGCCAGACGGGACGAGGCCAACAAAGGAGUGCCUCACAAGGGAGCUCCGCCACUGGUUCUCGUGGCCCGUGUGGGUUCUGUGGGAAACCGAACCACACGGAGGAUAACUGCUCGAGAAAGGAGAAUAAGUGCUUUUGCUGUGGGAGCGCGAAGCACCAGAUAGCCAGCUAUCCAGUUCACCCCCGAGAGGCGAGAGGGAUCACACAAUCUUCUAAGGCGACUUCAGCGUAA
This is a messenger RNA of Coffea eugenioides, 1137 nucleotides long. RefSeq lists its product as uncharacterized. Lineage: Eukaryota; Viridiplantae; Streptophyta; Magnoliopsida; Gentianales; Rubiaceae. The coding region runs from base 1 to 1137 and encodes 378 amino acids. The record is from RefSeq and is a predicted model, not a curated record. The transcript has a single exon.